Molecule: messenger RNA, 1560 nt
Organism: Pogona vitticeps (central bearded dragon)
Lineage: Eukaryota; Metazoa; Chordata; Lepidosauria; Squamata; Agamidae
Product: cytochrome P450 2J5
Biological process (GO): xenobiotic metabolic process
Cellular component (GO): intracellular membrane-bounded organelle; cytoplasm
Molecular function (GO): oxidoreductase activity, acting on paired donors, with incorporation or reduction of molecular oxygen, reduced flavin or flavoprotein as one donor, and incorporation of one atom of oxygen; heme binding; iron ion binding
Source: RefSeq, a predicted model, not a curated record
AUGGGGCCAAGUGGAUUCCUUGUCGCCACUCUCCUCGCUCUGCUGGCUGUACAGUUUGUUAAGCUUCUGUGGGCUCGACGGCGGUUUCCUCCCGGACCACUUCCUUUCCCCUUGAUUGGAAGCUUGUGGAGAGUUGGCUGGAAGAUUCGACAAGACACUCUCAUAAAGCUUGCAAGCAGCUAUGGAGAUGUUUUCACCUUAUGGAUAGGACACGUCCCUCUGGUUGUCCUGACUGGAUUCAAAACGGUGAAAGAAGGGCUAAGCAACGAUUAUGGAAUAUUAUCCGGCCGACCAGUGCUCCCUUUUUUCAAAGUACUGGGAAACAAAAAAGGGAUAAUUUUUUCCAAUGGCAACACCUGGAAACAGCAGAGACAUUUCGGCCAAUCUACCAUGCUGACCUUAGUUCAAAUGAAGAAUGGUUUGGAGCAUCAAAUAGGAAAGGAAGCGCAACUACUCGUGGAGACCUUUGCUCAAGAAAAGGGACGCCCACUGGAUCCUUCGCGGCCGACCAUGCGUUCGGCGGCCAGAGUCAUUUGUGAUGUCGUUUUUGGACAUUCACUCCCCAUUGAAGACGAAGCUUUGCACAAGCUGACUGAACACCUUGACGUGAUUGCAAAAUUUAAGGGCACUGCUGGAGAGAUGUUCUACAACUUCCUCCCUUCAGUUAUGCAGCUUAUUCCUGGACCUCACAAGAAAGCCCUCUCCUCUUGUGAAUUUGUACGUUCCUUCAUCAGGGAGGAGAUGGAAAAACAUAAGAAGAACGGGGUACCCCAUGCACCGCAGAAUUUCACUGACUUCUACUUGGCACAGAUCAACAGAGAGAAAAUGGAUUCUACAACUACGUUUAAUGAAGACAACCUGGUUCAAGUUAUUGCUGACCUGUUUAUGGCGGGCACGGGCACCCUAGCUGCCACGCUAUCCUGGGCACUACUUCUUAUGGUGGCUCAUCCUGACAUUCAAGAGAAAGUCCACAAGGAAAUCGCAAGUGCUCUGGGUUCUCCCACGUUAAUCUCCUACGAUGAUCGGAAGAAACUGCCCUACACCCGUGCCGUGAUCCAUGAGAUCCAGCGCUUCAGCACUGUUGCAUUAUUUGGCCUACCCAGACUCUCCAUCCAAGAUUUAAAUCUGUUUGGCCAUUUUAUUCCAAAAGAUACUCUGGUGCUCCCAGAUCUCUGCUCAGUGCUCCUUGAUCCCAAGCAAUGGGAGACACCUCAACAGUUCAAUCCUAGCCACUUCUUGGAUAAGGAUGGAAAAUAUAUGGCAAGAGAUGAAUUCUUUGCAUUCGGAGCAGGAUGCCGAGCAUGCCUGGGGAGGCAGCUGGCUCAGAGCGAGCUCUUUGUUAUGUUCACCUCCCUCGUGAAAGCAUUUACUUUCCAGUCGCCAGAGGGAGGAAAAGGCAAAGCUGUCCAUCCCGUCAUUGGUUCCGUGGCGCACCCUGGGCCGUUUAAGAUCUGUGCUGUUCCUCGUUAAACUGCGAUGCCUCAAAGACCGUCGCAAGAAAGAAAAACGGAGCGGCUGAUAAUUUGCUGCCGUGCAUUUUAAAUCUCCUUCUGCUCAAAC